Messenger RNA from Copidosoma floridanum, 729 nucleotides. Its product is annotated as phenoloxidase-activating factor 1-like. The record is from RefSeq and is a predicted model, not a curated record. Gene Ontology annotation, biological process: proteolysis. Lineage: Eukaryota; Metazoa; Arthropoda; Insecta; Hymenoptera; Encyrtidae. Gene Ontology annotation, molecular function: serine-type endopeptidase activity.
AUGUCUUACAUUUAUGUGAUUGCUUACAGCUUCGCCAUUUUAUAUUUGAGUAAUAAAGUUGAAACUCUGCAAACUGAAAAUAUCAAUGGUGGUAAAAUAACAACGAUUGAGGAAUAUCCCCAUCACGUCUUCGUAACUACGGAGAGAAAAAUAUGUAACGGUGCUAUUAUCAGUGAAUGGAAUGUUAUUACUGCAGCACAUUGUAUAGAAAAUAAAAAUCGUGAAGUCAUAGCAAAUGCAGUUACAAUCAUUGCCGGAGUUAGUAACUAUAAAAACAACUCAACCUUCAAAUUCGUUGCCGUUGCUGAAAAAAUUUACCUACCAACGGAUAUCGAGUUAAUAAGUGUUACAGGCAUGCAUGAAGUGGAUAUUGCCGUAAUUAAGCUCGAUAAAGCCAUACCACUGGACAAUGUGCAUCUGAAAAAAAUCACAUUGCCAGAUCAGUAUGUGAAUUUGGAUUCUGAAUUUUACAUUGAUACAGAACCUAUUCUCACCGGCUUUGGUUACAAUAAAAUAACCACUACUUAUUCUAAUGGAAAUAUCCAUGUGAAAGGAAGAUCUACUGGGGAUCUACGGUUUUCAAAGACACGUGUUUUGUCAUUAAAGGAAUGUUUGAAGACACGACCCUUAGGUACAGUGGACUUUUUAAAAAAGUUCUGUUCUAAAAUGAAACAGCCGGCCAAUAUGGAACCGAAAGGAGCCUGUUUGGGCGACAGGGACAUGGGAUAA